CCUGCGUCCGCGCGCGCCGGCGUCGCUGCGUCUCGGGGCAUUUGAAUUGCGCUUCCGCCAUCUUUCCAGCCCUCAGUCCCGCGGGCCGCAGACGCUUCAGGAAGGUGCAGCAUGGCGGCGCAGGGGGAACCGCAGGUCCAGUUCAAGCUCGUCCUGGUCGGCGACGGCGGCACCGGCAAGACCACGUUCGUCAAGCGCCACCUGACCGGCGAGUUCGAGAAGAAGUAUGUCGCCACCCUGGGCGUGGAGGUGCACCCCCUCGUGUUCCACACCAACCGGGGGCCCAUCAAGUUCAACGUGUGGGACACGGCCGGGCAGGAGAAGUUCGGGGGCCUGAGGGACGGCUACUACAUCCAAGCCCAGUGUGCCAUCAUCAUGUUCGACGUGACAUCGAGAGUCACCUACAAGAACGUGCCCAACUGGCACAGAGACCUGGUGCGAGUGUGUGAGAACAUCCCUAUCGUGCUGUGUGGCAACAAGGUGGACAUCAAGGACAGGAAAGUCAAGGCAAAGUCCAUCGUCUUCCACCGGAAGAAGAAUCUCCAGUACUACGACAUUUCUGCUAAAAGCAACUACAACUUUGAGAAGCCCUUCCUCUGGCUGGCGAGGAAACUGAUCGGAGACCCUAACCUGGAGUUCGUCGCCAUGCCCGCCCUGGCGCCCCCGGAGGUGGUCAUGGACCCGGCUUUGGCGGCACAGUAUGAGCGCGACUUGGAGGUCGCUCAGACGACUGCUCUCCCGGACGAGGACGACGACCUGUGAGGAGAGCAAGCUGGAGCCCAGCGUCAGAAGUCUAGUUUUAUAGGCAACUGUCCUGUGACGUCGGUGGUGCAGCGUGUUUGCCACUUUAUUAUGUAGCUAAGCAGAACCUGUGCUUAACCUUUGGGAUGCUGGAGAUGGAUGGGCUUCGAGUGAAUGUGGCAGUUAAAUCCUUUGUUUUGGGACCGCAUACUUAGCUGUUUUGGAAUACAGUUGUUCCCUCCCUGAGUUUCAGAUCUGAGACUGCUCUAGUCACAUCACAGUACUCAGUGGUGAGAUCUUGUUUGUUAUGUCAUUCCCGUUCCUUUUCGUUUAGAAUCAGAAUAAAGUUGUAUUUCAAAUAUCUAA
This is a messenger RNA of Erinaceus europaeus (western European hedgehog), 1107 nucleotides long. It is a transcript of the gene RAN, whose product is annotated as RAN, member RAS oncogene family. The record is from RefSeq and is a predicted model, not a curated record. NCBI's taxonomy places the organism in Eukaryota, Metazoa, Chordata, Mammalia, Eulipotyphla, Erinaceidae. Gene Ontology annotation, cellular component: cytoplasm; nucleus. The transcript has 7 exons. Gene Ontology annotation, biological process: protein import into nucleus; ribosomal subunit export from nucleus. Gene Ontology annotation, molecular function: GTPase activity; GTP binding. Bases 112 to 762 code for a protein of 216 amino acids.